Molecule: messenger RNA, 960 nt
Organism: Mycena indigotica
Lineage: Eukaryota; Fungi; Basidiomycota; Agaricomycetes; Agaricales; Mycenaceae
Exons: 4
Coding region: 1-960 (319 amino acids)
Source: RefSeq, a predicted model, not a curated record
AUGCAUCCCUCGCAGGCUUCGAUUUCCCGGCCUUCGUUCGGGAUUUACGGCCAGCUUGAUGCGGAGAUUGACGGAGACCUGUCGGUUGCCGUUGACCUCGCGUACACCGCGGACCAUGCAAGAGUGUACUUCCCCGCGGAACCGCGAAGCGCUUCCUCUGGCGCGGUCAACACCGGCGGCAGCAAACUCUCUCUUUCCGUUGCGCCAAACUUCAGCACCAGGUCCAAAGUCACCGCACACCUCAUCCCGGAGGUGAAGCUUGCGCUGCACGCGUUCACGUUCAUCAAGGCGGACGUGUACCUCAACGCCGACGCGAGCGCAACGCUCGCCCUGAACUUGACGGCCUCUGGAUCCGCCGGGGUGGAGAUAGUCAAGACGCCGGCUAGCGCAAAGCUAGCCGCUCCCGCCGCGCUUCCAACGAGCGCUAAACCGGGCAGCCUGAAGUCGUUGUCCCGCAGUGUAAACCCGAAGCAGGUGCAGGCCUUGACCAGCAAAGCCCCCGUCGUUACGGUGACUCCCAGCGCCAACCGCUUGCACUCGAGCGCGUCGGGCUCGGGCGUGGCACACGCCAGGCUCGCCAGCGCGAUCCGGGGCAAAGCCCGCGCUGUCACCCCCAUCGCCAAGGCCGAAGGCCAGGUCAGCGGGGGCGUCAAAAUCGGCGCAGCAUUCUCCAUCAACGUCGGCGCCAACGCCAACUUCUUCGGCUUGAUCGACGCGAGCAAGAAAUAUGCCCUCUUCUCGCACGAUUGGACGCUCUACGAGAAGCAGUUCGCCGCCUCGGGAGCGGCGUCGACACCCACAAAGUCGCACCCUCGCCGGACCAUCGAGCCGAUCUCCGAGCGGGCACCGAAAGUGCUGUCGAUGAAUCUCAAGUGCCCCGCGCUGAUGGCCAAGGACCUCACUGGCGGGCUGGAGAAGGUCAUCGAGGGCAUCUUCAGCCCCAAAAAGACCUCGAAGUAA